UUUGCUGAACCGAGGGCGCCCCCUCGCGGCCGCUCGCAGCCCGGCUUUCCGGGAGAGACGCCGCUUGGCCACCCCCGGCCCGGCUCAGGGGAAGCGGCCGGCCAUGAAAUCGGCCUUUGUCACCGUGGGCACGACCAGCUUCGAGGAGCUGAUCGCCGCGGUGACCGCCCCGGAGACUCUCCAGGUCUUGCGGAGCCUCGGCUACGGCAGGCUCGUCCUGCAGGUUGGCAGAGCGGCGGCGGCCCCGGCCCCGUUCCGCACGGCGGCGUUUACACUGGACGUGUUCCGGUUCAAGGAGUCGCUGGCCGAGGACCUUGAGAACGCGGAUCUGGUGAUCAGCCACGCGGGUGCAGGCACUUGUUUGGAGACACUGGAAAAAGGAAAACCACUCUUGGUGGUUGUAAAUGAAAAGCUGAUGAACAAUCAUCAGCUAGAAUUAGCCAGGCAACUAUACAGAGAUGGACACCUCUUCUACUGCACUUGUAGCACCCUUUUGGAGUCAUUGAAGUCAAUCGAUAUGUCAACACUGAAACCCUUUCCUCCUGGACAGCCAGAAAAAUUUGCUGCGUUCUUGGACAGAGUUAUUGGAUUUGUGCAAAUGUCUCUGCGCUCCCCGUAUCAUCUCCAUCCCAGAGGUUAUCGCAGAUUGGAAGGCGCCCCCGCUCGGAAGAUGCAGAAGGGCUGGAAGAAAUACUUCGGCCAGAAAUCCCUCAGCGAGGUCACCAUGGAUGAGUAUCUGGCCAGCCUGGGGCUGUACCGCAAGCUCACGGCCAAAGACGCCUCUUGUCUUUUUCGGGCCAUUUCUGAGCAGCUGUUUGCUUGUCAGAUCCAUCAUAUGGAAGUCAGGAAGGCUUGUGUUUCGUUUAUGAGGGAAAACCAACAUAACUUUGAGUCUUAUGUGGAAGGAUCAUUUGAAAAAUAUCUGGAACGGCUGGGAGAUCCAAAGGAAAGUGCUGGCCAAUUGGAGAUAAGCGCUCUAUCACUAAUCUAUAAUCGAGACUUUAUUCUGUACCGGUACCCUGGAAAGCCACCUACCUAUGCUACAAACAAUGGCUUUGAAGACAAGAUCUUGCUGUGUUGUUCCAGUAACGGCCAUUACGACUCUGUGUAUACAAAACAAUUUCAGGCAGAUGCUGCUGUUUGCCAGGCUGUCUUGUACGAGAUCCUGUACAAAGAUGUGUUUGGCAUGGAUGAGGAGGAAUUGAGAACUGCAGUUGAGAUGUUUCGAAGUGGGGCCAAAAAGAACAGAAACAGUGUCUCUGUUGGAAGUGAGGAUGCAAACUUUGAUUGCCUUCCCGAGAAAGCGUCCAAAACUUCAUCAGAAAGGAGAGUGGAAGACUGGGAUGGCAAUGAUACUGACAACCCACCUGAAGAUAAACUCAAACAAGGCACUGAAGAGGCAAAGCCUCCAGAAAAUCCGUCAAAGAUGCCUUUUCCCUAUAAAGUACUAAAAGCCCUGGACCCUGAGAUCUAUCGAAAUGUAGAGUUUGAUGUUUGGUUGGACAGCAGAAAAGAACUUCAAAAAACUGAUUACAUGGUGUUUGCUGGGAGACAGUACUAUUUAGGAGACAAAUGUCAGGUUCGUCUGGAGCCUGGGGGUAAGUACUACAAUGCUCAUAUCCAGGAAGUUGGACAUGAUGGCAACAUGGUGACCGUGUUCAUUGAGGAGCUGGCAGAAAAGCAUAUUGUUCCAUUGGCAAACUUAAAACCAGUGACACAAGUGACACCUGUCCCUGCGUGGAAUGUGGUUCCCAAUCGAAAAGGAGGAAACUAUCAGAAAAUAGCAGGCGGCUAUGUUUCAGAAAUAGAAAUGGAUAUGAAAUCACGGAAGAGACUGUUUAAGAAAGUCCGGGGGAAGGAAGUUUACAUGACAGUGGCUUAUAGUAGGGGUCAGCCAGUUCUUCCACCCCGUCUACAGCACAAUGUUCCUUCAGGUCGCUCUUCUCCAAUUAAUUGCUCUCAAAGUUGUGGGAAUAUGGCAUCCUAUGAUCACUACCGUCCUCAGAAUUCUCCUCAGAGGCAUGGCAGGGGAUAUGGAAUGCCCAGGGGAUCUGCCCGAUUUAUAAACAGGAACAACAUGGUUGGCCCUCAAAUAGCAUUCUACCCUGGUCCAGGGAAGAGAUGUUAUCAGAGCUAUGACAAUUUCUCCUAUAGGUCCCGUUCAUAUAGCCGUAGUCGUCGUCAAAUGCAGUGUGUCAAUAAGGAAUGUCAGUACGGAUUUGUACCAGAGACAGGGGAGGAGCCUCAGGGUUUGGAAGAAACUAUAACUUUCUAUGAGAUUGAAGAAGGAGAUGAGGCUGCUUUUCCUGCUUUACCAAGUCAGGGUAGCCCUGCCCCAAUAGUCCCAGCCCCUGCAGGAUUCUGGGUAGCUAGAAGAGGCCCAAGCCCCAUUCCACCCAGCAAACAGACUCUGAAUUCCUCAGAGGAGGAAGUCGAUGAACCAAGUGACAAUGGGGAAUUCAAUGAAGAAUAUAUGUACACCCCUUCAGAUCCAGACUGUGAAACUCCAACAGUAUUUAGUUCAGCAGAGACUACAGCAAACUUAUCUCUUCAGGAUGGAGGGACAGGCUCUGUCUCGCCUCAAGAUGGAGUUGCUUCAUACAACUAUUCCCAGAAGGUGAUGGUGAAUUCUGCAGUGAUCUCAACCUCCUCUUGUGUUAGUAAUGCUCCAGCAACAGUCUUUUCCUCCAGCACGGCAGCAGCCACUCAAGCCAAUGUUACCACAUCCAUUCCCCCACAGACUGCAGUGCAGCCCAUCUUGGUAUCCCCUUCUUAUGCUGGAAGGCCAGUCCUCAGUACCCUGCAACCAGUUAAUUUCUCGGUCACUAUAUUUGGAAUCAAUCCCUGGGGAAAUCCCUCAGCCUACAUGAUGAUUCCAUCAGUGCCAUACCCAUAUCAUGCAGCUCCCCCUCCACCUCCCCCUGUCAGCGAGGUGGGAGAUAGUGGCAGCAUUCCUCCGCCUUACUCCUGCGAUCCCAGCGGCAGUGAUCUACCUCGAGAUACAAAGGUAUUGCAGUAUUAUUUUAAUUUGGGAUUGCAGUAUUACCAUCAGAGCUAUUGGCAUUCCAUGGUAUACAUGCAACAGGUACCACCGCCAUCACCUGUAGAAGCUUACUCAGCAUAUACUGAGCCUGCCCCCAUGGUGGAUCAGUCAGUACCUCAGCUGUACACUGACGGGAGGAAUGAUGUCCGGCAAGUUCCCCUGGAAACAGCAAAUGGUACUUUCCAAAAUGUAGAGCCUCCACCUCCAUCCCAUGGAACAGUAUAUUAUCCAGUAGUGACAGAUCCCUAUGGACCGCCACCAUUACCUGGGUUUGACUCUUGCAUCUCUUUAGUACCUGCCUAUCAUUAUGUUAGCCCUUGGCAUCCUGCAAAUCCAUCGUAUGGUAACUCUUCUCGACUUCAUAAUACUGUAAAUCCUGGACAGUUGCAUCAAGUCAGCUAUGUUACCUCACCUAAUCCUGUAUCACAUUAUGUACCUCAAAGUAUGUAAGGCCGAGUGAUGUAAACUCAUUUCUUGCACUAAAGUGUUUUCUUGUUUUCUCUGUUAGUAU
Gopherus flavomarginatus (Mexican gopher tortoise) is the source of this 3554-nucleotide messenger RNA. RefSeq names its product ALG13 UDP-N-acetylglucosaminyltransferase subunit (gene ALG13). NCBI's taxonomy places the organism in Eukaryota, Metazoa, Chordata, Testudines, Testudinidae. Bases 104 to 3493 code for a protein of 1129 amino acids. Gene Ontology annotation, biological process: dolichol-linked oligosaccharide biosynthetic process. The record is from RefSeq and is a predicted model, not a curated record. Gene Ontology annotation, molecular function: hexosyltransferase activity. The transcript is spliced from 31 exons.